Molecule: messenger RNA, 2307 nt
Organism: Hippopotamus amphibius kiboko
Lineage: Eukaryota; Metazoa; Chordata; Mammalia; Artiodactyla; Hippopotamidae
Gene: SH3GL3
Product: SH3 domain containing GRB2 like 3, endophilin A3
Exons: 10
Coding region: 910-1848 (312 amino acids)
Biological process (GO): endocytosis; synaptic vesicle uncoating
Cellular component (GO): presynapse; cytoplasm; glutamatergic synapse
Molecular function (GO): protein binding
Source: RefSeq, a predicted model, not a curated record
CCCUCCUGUGGUCUAAGGAGUUAUAGUCCCAGAUUUACCACUUUCCCAGGACAAGUAACUUUGCUCUCUGAACCUCAAUUGCUUCCGUUGUAAAAUGGGAUUAAGUUUUCACCUCUCUUAUUGGGUGCUAAGGACGAAAUGGAAUUAAACGUCCUGGAAAACGAAACAGGAGCUUGGCCCCCAUGAGCAGAUGGGGAGGGGGCCUGCCGGGAUAACCGGCUUCCUGCCCUGGGGACAGAGCGUGCUUCACCCCUAGGAGCUGACAGAGAUGGCCCACAGCUGCUGAAGCAGGACACAGAACCUGAGGAAAGUCAGACCUUCCCUCCCUUGUCAGGUCCCUAAAAGGAUUCUCUGAAGGCUGGACCUGUGGUAUCCUACUUCCUUCUCCCCCAAUUUAUCCCACCUACCUUGCUGCUAGUGGAGGUCCUUGGAGGGAAACAAAGCCCUUGCACACUGUGGAAAAAGAUGUGAGAAGAAGGGAAAUGAAGCGAGUUGCAGUCAUUCAGAGGGUGCUGGUCCUGGCUCUGAAAGGCACAGGCCUCUGAAUGGAAGAGGAGGGAAAGGAGCGACCAUGAUGCAUGUGGAAGAAAGUACAGGUAUCAGGACUUCAUGGGGUCCAGAGAGCCCCUGCUGCCUGUGCCUCUCAGGCUGGACACACAUAUCUGGUGUUCUGGCCAUGUCCUGGGUCUGCAGUGUGGUGCCCUGUCUUGCAGAUUUGAUGGGCUUCUCUGCCACUGCUUGGAAACAUGUAAGGAGAAACUGGGACAGAGAAACCGCCCUUGAAUAUAGAAAAGAGUGUGGCACCGGCUCGGUGAAGACCAUCCAGAUCACACUUCUGUUCUCCUACUGCUAUUUAGUGAAAAAAUAAGUGGUGUUGAAGGAACGAAACUAGAUGAUGAAUUUCUUGACAUGGAAAGGAAAAUAGAUGUUACCAAUAAAGCUGUUGCGGAAAUUCUUUCAAAAGCCACAGAAUAUCUUCAGCCAAAUCCAGCAUACAGAGCUAAGCUAGGCAUGCUGAACACUGUGUCGAAGAUCCGAGGACAGGUGAAAACCACGGGGUACCCACAGACGGAAGGCUUGCUGGGCGACUGCAUGCUGAAAUACGGCAAGGAGCUCGGGGAAGGCUCCACUUUUGGCAAUGCAUUGAUAGAAGUUGGUGAGUCCAUGAAGCUAAUGGCUGAGGUGAAAGACUCUCUUGAUAUUAAUGUAAAGCAAACUUUUAUUGAUCCACUUCAGUUACUACAAGACAAAGAUUUAAAAGAGAUUGGGCACCACCUGAAAAAGCUGGAAGGCCGCCGCCUGGAUUAUGAUUAUAAAAAGAAGCGAGUAGGUAAGAUACCAGAUGAAGAAGUCAGACAAGCAGUAGAAAAAUUUGAAGAGUCAAAGGAGUUGGCUGAAAGAAGCAUGUUUAAUUUUUUAGAAAAUGAUGUAGAACAAGUCAGCCAGUUGGCCGUGUUUAUAGAGGCAGCUUUAGACUAUCACAGACAGUCCACAGAGAUUCUGCAGGAGCUACAAAGCAAGCUACAGAUGCGAAUAUCGGCUGCAUCCAACGUCCCCAGACGAGAAUACAAGCCACGGCCCAUGAAAAGGAGUCCUAGUGAGCUCAAUGGGGUGUCCACCACGUCUUCAGCAAAGACAACAGGUUCUAACGUUCCCAUGGACCAGCCCUGCUGCCGUGGUCUCUAUGACUUUGAGCCAGAAAACCAAGGAGAACUAGGAUUUAAAGAAGGGGACGUCAUUACAUUAACCAAUCAAAUAGAUGAAAACUGGUAUGAAGGAAUGCUACAUGGGGAAUCUGGAUUCUUCCCCAUUAAUUAUGUUGAAGUUAUUGUGCCUUUACCUCAGUAAAUGUGUAACUCAAACUUUGGACUUACUUUCAUAACUGAAAUGAAUUCACACCGGUGUUCUCUCAGUGUGGUGUUCUGUGGCAUUCUUGCUCUUUGACCAACUUAAUGACUUUUGUACGUGUGUUCUCUUUAUAAUGUGUUUUGUAUCAAUUUAGUUUGUAUAAAUGAUUUUCUCGUCCUAGCUACGUGAAAAUACCGUUUCCUUUUUUGCUGACUGUCCUAAAAGUCAUUGAUUAAAUAAAUGUAUGUGCUUCUUGUUGCUAAAAAUAAGUGGCACCUAUUUCAGUUUUGUCAGUGAAUCGCCCAUAUUCCUCAAGCUGUGAUGGAAUGCAACACUUGAAACUAAGAACUGCUAAAUAUUUUGUUUCCUGACAUUACUGAUGGCAUCCGCUCUUUUCCCUUCAUGGUGUUUUAGCUGACCUGUGAAUAGCCCAAUAAACGUGACACACUGUGUUGGCAA